CACGCAGCCUGCUGAAGCUGGAGAGCCGGAGACCCGCGCCCGCCCUUCCUCCCGCAGAGUCAAAGAUGUCCACUGAAGGGCAAAGAGUUGAUGAUAGUCCGAGUACUAGUGGAGGUAGCUCUGAUGGAGACCAGAGGGAAGGCGUUCAACAAGAUCAAGAAAGAGAACAGGUUCAGCCCAAGAAAAAAGAAGGCAAAAUCUCUAGCAAAACAGCUGCUAAACUUUCAACUAGUGCUAAAAGAAUUCAGAAAGAACUUGCAGAAAUUACAUUAGACCCUCCUCCAAACUGUAGUGCUGGACCAAAAGGAGACAACAUUUAUGAAUGGAGAUCAACUAUAUUGGGGCCUCCAGGUUCUGUGUAUGAAGGAGGAGUUUUUUUCCUUGACAUUACAUUCUCGCCAGACUAUCCCUUUAAACCACCUAAGGUUACAUUUCGCACAAGAAUUUAUCACUGUAAUAUUAACAGCCAAGGAGUGAUUUGCUUGGAUAUUUUAAAAGACAACUGGAGUCCAGCAUUAACCAUCUCUAAAGUCCUUCUUUCCAUCUGUUCACUUCUUACAGACUGCAACCCUGCUGACCCGCUGGUUGGAAGUAUUGCGACUCAAUAUAUGACAAACAGAGCAGAGCAUGACAGAAUGGCCAGACAGUGGACCAAGAGAUACGCUACAUAGGAAUCUGCUGUAGAACAUGCUGGACCUGUGCAAGCACAUUCACUAAGUGCAUCAAUAGCCCUUCCCUUUCCUUAUUUUUAUUACAAGCAUUUUGUGACAAAAGUUGACUCUCCUUCUCCUCCCCCCCCCCUUUAUUUUUAUUCUUUUUAUUUUAUUUUUCUGUUCAACUUGAAAAUUUUAAUCUCUAAAAUAUAGACUGGGAAUUUUGGGUUACAGUGCAAGGAAUGUUGGAUCUGUAAUAGUAUAGAGCUUUGUCACAAAGCUUUGUAUUAAUGUAUUUUUUUUUCUUUUUUGUGGUCUUUGGGGAAAAAGCAAGCAAACAAACUCAGAACUAUAUCUUGUUUCUACUUAAAUGUAGUGUUUAGGGUUAUUUUUUUGUACGGAAGUCUCUAAUGGUGGGUGCAUGUUACUGGGAACAGGUUUUGUAUAAAAAGCAUAAAAUCAAGAAUCACUGUGCAUUACUAAGACUGUGUUUUAACACUAGCCUUCUGUUUCCCAAACACAGGGCUAUUGGGUUGAACAAAACAAUAUGUAUUUUGAUUUACUUAAAAGAAAAGUGCUUGUAAAUUUCUUAGGGACCUGCCACUUUUGACUGUGGAUCAGUUGAUGUACACUUGUAUUAUUAAAUCACUCAAUAAAAACACUGUGGCUGAUAA
Molecule: messenger RNA, 1327 nt
Organism: Euleptes europaea (tarantolino)
Lineage: Eukaryota; Metazoa; Chordata; Lepidosauria; Squamata; Sphaerodactylidae
Product: ubiquitin-conjugating enzyme E2 E2
Exons: 6
Coding region: 66-671 (201 amino acids)
Biological process (GO): protein polyubiquitination
Cellular component (GO): nucleus
Molecular function (GO): ubiquitin conjugating enzyme activity
Source: RefSeq, a predicted model, not a curated record